This is a messenger RNA of Oryzias latipes (Japanese medaka), 2141 nucleotides long. It is a transcript of the gene poll, whose product is annotated as polymerase (DNA directed), lambda. Gene Ontology annotation, biological process: double-strand break repair via nonhomologous end joining. Gene Ontology annotation, cellular component: nucleus. Gene Ontology annotation, molecular function: DNA-directed DNA polymerase activity; DNA binding. NCBI's taxonomy places the organism in Eukaryota, Metazoa, Chordata, Actinopteri, Beloniformes, Adrianichthyidae. The record is from RefSeq and is a predicted model, not a curated record.
UUUUUGUGACCUCAACCCGGAAAUGAAGCAUUCAUAGAAGGAACAACUUCCGCUUCAGGUCACCUGUGUUUGUAACAGGUCUUCUGGUCUGUGUGCAGGCCAGCCGUUCCUCUUCUCAGAUGGAGAGAUGGAGCCCCGUCAUGGGAUCAUGAAGGCUUUCCCCAAAGUUAAAAGAGCCAAAGUGCUACAGGGACAGGAUGCCCCUCCGAUGAAGAAGAAACCUGACGAAAUAGAGGUUAAGGGGGGAAACCCUUUUAGCAGACUGACAGUGUACCUUCUGCCUGCUGGGAUUGGAAAUGCGAGGUGCCAGAUAUUCCAGAGACAAAUUCAGCAGAUGGGAGGACAGUUGGAGAGUUCAUUGUGUGCUGCUGUCACUCAUGUUGUGGUGGAUGACAGCAUGGAUGGAGACAGGGUUCUGCGAUUGCUGAAAGUGGAUGGCCUGCCCUCUGGUGUUCAUCUGGUGAAAUGCAGCUGGCUGAGCAUGUGCAUUAGUGAGCGGAAACUCCUGGAUAUGGAUGGAUACAGCCUUCAACUCCUGGAUAUGGAUGGAUACAGCCUUCUUUUACCCAAGAGGAGCUCAGAAUCAAAGCUGGAAAGUGUGAGUGAAAAACAAGCGGAUUUCAAAUCGAUUGCAGAAAACUUCCCAGAUCCAGAGACUCUUCAAACCAAGCAGGAGGAAGCUGCACUCACGCAGACAAUCCCAGACACUAAAGAGGAGGUGGGUGGGGAGGAAGACUGCGUCUCCCAGAGCGACCUUGUAGCUCUAAUCACUGGUCAGCACCCCGAAGAAGAGAGCCCAGGCGCAAGUGGAAACCCUGAUCCAGAGGCUGUCGUGGAGAAAACGGUCCCAGGGAAGUGGGUCUGUGCUCAGUCUUCCAAGUCUAAGACUAAUAACUUUAAUAAGCACAUCACAGACAAGCUGGAGUUACUGGCUAAGGCCUACACACAUCAGGGGGACAAGUGGAGGGCUUUGGGGUACUCCAAGGCUGUCAAUGCACUGAAAAGCUACCACAAGCCAGUGACUUCAUAUCAGGAAGCAUGCCAGAUCCCGGGAAUUGGAAAGCGCAUGGCCGACAAGAUCGAUGAAAUAAUGGAGAGCGGCCACUUGCGUAAGCUGGAUCACAUCGGGGAGGCCGUGCCAGUGUUGGAGCUUUUCACCAACAUUUGGGGGGCAGGAGCCAAGACUGCACAGCUGUGGUACCAACAGGGAUUUCGCACCCUGGAGGACAUCCGCACCAAAGCUCGCCUGAGCGCUACUCAGAAAAUUGGCCUGAAGCACUACAAUGACUUUCUAGAGCGAAUGCCCAGAGAGGAGGCAGCAGCUAUCGAAAAAGUGGUGAGGGAAGCUGUGAGAACCUUGGAUCCGGGACUCGUGGCCGUCGCCUGUGGUUCCUACCGUCGGGGAAAGGCGACUUGUGGAGACGUGGACGUACUCAUCACUCACCCUGAUGGCAAGUCCCACAGAGGCGUCUUCAGCAAAGUGUUACAAAUCCUCCAUGAUGAUGGGUUUUUGACAGACGAUUUGGUGAGCCACGAGGAGAAUGGAGAGCAGAAAAAAUACAUGGGUGUGUGCCGGUUGCCGGGCCACCGUCAUCGCAGGUUGGACAUCAUCAUAGUGCCUUACGACGAGUUUGCCUGCGCACUUCUGUAUUUCACCGGAUCCGCACACUUUAACCGCUCGAUGAGAGCCCUGGCAAAAACAAAAGGCAUGAGCUUGUCGGAGCAUUCCCUGAACAAAGACGUGGUCCGCCAGGGCACCUCUAAAGUCUGCGCUGGAAGUCCAGUUCCCACACAGACAGAGAAGGAUGUUUUUAGUCUUCUGGGGAUACCAUACAGAGAGCCGCAUGAAAGGGAUUGGUGAUUAUUCCAAGGGAAAAUACACCCCAAACUGUGAUCCUUCGCAAAUACUUUAUAUCAUGGCUUUCAAUUCUUUAAUAAUUUUACAGAAUAUUAGGAGGAGCUCAUUUAAACCUCAAAGUACACUUUCCAAAUUGGAAGUAAAACAAGGAAGUAUCAGAUGUUGCAGUUCCUCAAAAUACCACUUGAUGUUGGUCACGGACAGGAGUAAUUUCCCAUCGACUUCCAUGUUAAAAGGUCAGAUUUCACACCAAAAAUAAAAGCAUUCAGCAGUGUAUCGAAAA